Molecule: messenger RNA, 2333 nt
Organism: Populus nigra (black poplar)
Lineage: Eukaryota; Viridiplantae; Streptophyta; Magnoliopsida; Malpighiales; Salicaceae
Exons: 2
Coding region: 440-1522 (360 amino acids)
Source: RefSeq, a predicted model, not a curated record
CAAUUUUUUUUUAACCACUUUCACGUAACGCCCAUCCAAGACAAGCGCAGGCUGCAGCUAAAAAAGCUCCAAUGGUGGCAUCUUCAACUGCACACCUUAGAAAAAAUGCCAGCAUCCUGCAUCUAUGACACACACACGCUUUUGAAUCACCAUCCCAUUCACGCCAAGAACCCACCGACUCUUCUCUUUCAGUAUCAGAAUCCCUCACUAUUAAUUCCCUCCAAUUCCAACAAUUAUUUUGCAAGUUCCCGGGUUUUUUUCACCAUCCGAUCUAUCUUUUCCAUGUUUCUCUUAUUGCCCUAUAAAUCUAAAUCUAAGUUUUGUUUCUUUAAGUUAUGUUGCCUGGCAAUUUUUUUAAUUCAAGAUCCAAUAUAGUGGCACUGUGUAUGCAUUGAGUCUUGUUUCUUUAUAUUGUUGAGUCUAUAAAAAUAUCGAUCAAAUGGAGGUUUCUUGCGGAGCUUCUCCUAGAAUGAGUUUGGAUCAGCUGCAAAAGGAGGGAUCUGAAGAAACCCAUCUCCAAAAUUCUGAGCUUUAUUCAUUUGAUUAUAAUGAUAGCCAUAAUCUUCAGUUCUAUUCAACGAGUGCAUUGGAUAUCUUGAGAGAAACAGCGAGGAUUCUCCGAUGUAAUUCAUGGUCGUUUAUGACAAUUGCUGCUUUGCUUAUUUGUCCAGUAUCUGCCAUUCUUUUGUCGAAUGUAUUGGUUGAUCAGUCUAUUGUUAAGAGAUUGAGUACUAGGCUUUUGUUAGUUGCGAAUUCUAGUGGACUUCCAUUGAGGCCUCUUAUCAAUCAGCUGUGUCAUCGUUUUGCCGAGAUGGCUGUUUCGUCCGCAACGUGUUUCCCGUUGUUUAUUACCUUGUCUUUGUUAUCAAGAGCUGCGGUGGUUUAUUCUGUAGAUUGCACAUAUUCGAGGAAAGAUGUUGAUGGUUCAAAGUUUUUGGCAAUGAUAAGUAAAAUUUGGAGGAGGAUUGUUUCGACGUAUUUGUGGUCGUGUAUGGUGAUCGUCGGCUGUCUCACGUUAUUCUUUGUUCUUCUUUUAGCUGUUUGUAGCACAUUUUUGGUGCUUGGGUUUUGGCCGGAGUUAAAUCUGUAUGCUGCGAUGAUAGUGGGGCUAGUUUUCUCGGUUAUUUUUGCCAAUGCGAUUAUUGUUUGCAAUAUUGCUGUUGUGAUCUCUGUGUUGGUGGAUGUUUCAGGGCCGCAGGCACUGCUCCGGUCCAGUAUUUUAAUUAGGGGACAGACUCAGGUGGGUCUUUUAAUAUUUCUUGGAUCAACAAUUGGGAUGGCAUUUAUAGAAGGUUUGUUCGAGCAUAGAGUUAAGACAUUGAGUUAUGGAGAUGGGUCUUCCAGGAUUUGGGAAGGUCCUCUCUUGGUUAUUAUGUAUUCAUUUGUGGUGCUUAUUGAUUUGAUGAUGAGUGCAGUUUUCUACUAUAGUUGUAGAUCUCAUGGCAUGGACGCCUCGGAUGGCGAAUGCCUGUCAAUUUUAGGAACAGUUACUGUUUCUGCCGAAUCUGUGGGCAUUCCAUGACGUGAUCUUGUAAAUCGAUUGACAUUGUAGAGUUUUCUCCAGUUAGUGAAGGCAGGACUUGUAUGGGAACUCUCUACUGAUAAGGAAGUCGCAUAUUGGAACUUCACUUGCCAUUAGCAUGCAAAGAUUAUGGCUGUUGCUAAACUCAGAUGAAUCUCUAGUUUUCUAUAGAAAUAUUGUUACUGGAAUGCGGAACAUCACAUUCUUGGUAUUCUGCAGGAGACAAAAUAAAAUUCAAAACAGGUAUUUCAGUGCUUGUUGACCCUUCAGGCUGAGUUCAGAUGCCAAUACUUCCAUUACUGGAUUUUCCUUCUCUGAAAACUAGCGAUAUAAGUGAGACAAGAUGAUUUCUCGCAUCUAGACAGUCUAUGUACAGAAAGCAAGGAUAAUACAGUACAAUACAAUUCUGCUGGUAGCAAAUUUUGAUGUUAAGUGUUGCAAGUCAUACCCACAAGAUUGAUUUGUUCUUGUUAACAAAGGUUGAUGCUUCUCGUUGCCUCAUAGUUUGCCGGAGUUCUUGAGGGUUCACAUUAAUGCCAGAAGGUCCUGGAUCAAUAUUGGUAGCUAUUUGUUUCCUUUUAUCCUCAGAUAAUGCCUGCUGCUAGAAGGUCCUGGAAAAUGAACGUCAUGUUUUCAUGGUGGGAGGAGUAAUGCGCAAAGCAAGGCCGAAGGAGCUUAGCAUUAAAAUCAGUGUGAUAGAGGAGCAGAAACUAUGGUGAAAUUUGAUUAAAAAAGAAUGUUGGUAUUGUGAAACAUUGGAAUCUCUUUUCUAGGUGCCGCUUGAAUUUUAAGGUUCAGUUCUAAACUCUAA